This is a messenger RNA of Aureobasidium pullulans EXF-150, 1101 nucleotides long. RefSeq names its product WD40 repeat-like protein. The record is from RefSeq and is a predicted model, not a curated record. Bases 1 to 1101 code for a protein of 366 amino acids. Gene Ontology annotation, molecular function: protein binding. Lineage: Eukaryota; Fungi; Ascomycota; Dothideomycetes; Dothideales; Saccotheciaceae. The transcript has a single exon.
AUGUAUGCGUCCAAGGACUUCUACCCUCACCACAAGGCUAGCCACUCGCAUGGUCAACUCCGAAAUGUGCUCGCAGCAAGGAGUAGGAACGAUGUGUUUUAUGCAUCGAAGAGCAAGGUUAUGCACACAGCCUUGAGCUGUCCUGCAUAUACCAAUGUGGUCGUCAAUUUCAGCGGCGCCUCUACGAAUCCGAACCAAGCUGGAGAUACCCACAUCACUACAAUCGCCGUCUCACCUGCCACGGAUUUUGAUGGCUAUUACUCAGAUGCCGUCUUGGUCACCGGCGGACUGGAAGGCGAAUACUCUGUACUCAACCUCAACUCGACUCUUGGCGAUCGACCCAUUGAAGGAUUCGUGACUGUCGCCGAGCAGAAAGAAACCACACAUGUCCAUGUUCUUAGUCAUCGCCGUACAGGCGCUUUAGGAGCUGCCUUUUGCUCCAACGACAGCAAAGUCAGACUACUUGAUAUCGACACCAACUCGUGGUCUGGCGUGUUCGAAUAUGAGAACCAGAUCAACUGUGCUGCAACAUCACCUGAUGGCCGCUUGAGAAUGAUUGUUGGCGACACCUGUGAGACUCUCAUAACAGAUGCUGAAAGGGGAGAUGUGCUGUUCCGUACACGGCAACAUACUGGAUAUGGAUUCGCGUGUGCAUGGGCUGCCGAUGGUUGGCAUGUGGCAACAGGCAGCGAGGAUGGAAAAGUGGUGGUUUGUGAUGCCAGGAGAUGGGACAAUCCGUUGGCGGCACUUGCAUGCGAGAUGAGCUGUGCUCGUUCACUACACUUUACCACAUCCAACCGUGGAGGAGCAUCACUGGUAGUGGCCGAGUCGGACGACAUUGUCAGCGUGUACGAUGCGAUGAAUUGGCAUGACAAGCAGACGAUCGACUUCUUCGGAUCGGUGGUUGGAGCGGUCUCGGUGGACGACGGACAAGAAUUGAUCAUCGCCAAUGGCGAUGAGACGGUGGGUGGAUUGAUGGUGUUUGAAAGGAGACAUCACAUACCGGAUGAGCAGGAUGAUUUUGACCAUCAACACUUUGAUGGCAGAGAAGACCACCAUUCCAGACGACGAGGAAUAGGUUUCGACGACUUGAUGCUGUAA